This is a messenger RNA of Melanaphis sacchari, 856 nucleotides long. RefSeq names its product piggyBac transposable element-derived protein 1-like. The transcript is spliced from 3 exons. The coding region runs from base 1 to 849 and encodes 282 amino acids. The record is from RefSeq and is a predicted model, not a curated record. Lineage: Eukaryota; Metazoa; Arthropoda; Insecta; Hemiptera; Aphididae.
AUGGAGAGAAGUGAUUCGAAUGAUGGCUUAUUCAAUGAAAAUGAUUUUGAUUUUGUGAUUCCCCCUACGCCUGAUACUGUUCCUUCACAACAUAACAGAUGUCAUCAAGAUGCAUCAUUACCCUCUUGGAAUGAUGAUGAUGCAUUUCAAUCUAACAUAUUAUUCAAUCCAAAUAAUGAGCUAGUGGGCAUCAAUCAUGAUAUUAUUGAUACAUUAGCUGAAGGUAUUAUUAUGUGGAUGGGUUUAUGUCCCCAACCAUCAAUUGCUUCAUAUUGGAAAAAAAGUGAAAUAUAUACAUCUAAAAUACCAAAAUAUAUGGCAAGAAAAAGAUUUGAAAUUAUUUUGCGCUCAUUUCAUUGUUGUAACAAUGAUCACUGUCCUCCUGGUGACCAUUUAUUUAAAAUAAGUGGAUUACUUGAUUUACUUCUAUCAAAAUAUAAAAUGGCACGUACACCAAAAGAAUCUAUGUGCAUUGACGAAUCCAUUGUUCCCUAUGUGGGUCGUCUUUCAUUUAGACAGUACAUACAGAAUAAACGACACAGAUAUAGAAUUAAGAUAUUUAAAUUAUGCAUUGAUAAUUUCUAUACUGUUGGCUUCAGGAUUUAUGCUGGUAAAGAUGCUGUUGUUGGCCAGAGAUUAUCAACAAGAAUCAUAACUGAAAUGGCAGAAGAUUACCUGGAUAUUGGUAGAACAAUGUAUACAGAUAACUGGUAUAGUAGCUAUGACUUGGCCACUGAACUAUUAAAAAGAUCAACUCUUCUAGUUGGUACUUUACGGGCAAAUAGAAAAAAUAACCCCACAGAAGUUAUAAAAAAACAAUUAAAGAGAGGAAAAGUAAUAGCUAAGUAAUGCAAUA